This is a messenger RNA of Cuscuta europaea, 613 nucleotides long. Lineage: Eukaryota; Viridiplantae; Streptophyta; Magnoliopsida; Solanales; Convolvulaceae. The record is from the annotation of a GenBank genome assembly.
CCUAGGGCAGGGUGGCUGGGGACGGGACUGAGCUGGAUGUGAGGAGCAGGGGGAGGGAUGGCUGCAACACCGGAGAUGGUGUGUAACUGUGGUCGGAAAAGGCGUGUCACUUUUGGCCGGUGUCACUUUUUGGCCGGUGUCACGGUGGCGGCGAAGUCACUGUGGUGGCAGGCGGCAUAGUCACUGUGGCGGUUGAAUCACUGUGGAGGCAGAGUCACUAUGUCGGUGGGGCAGUCACUGUGGUCGAAAGUCACUGAGAUAGUGACUGCCGGCGGCGGCGGUGGCAGCGAUGCCGAUGACGGUGGAGGUGCUGGGAUGACGGUGGAGGUGGUGGGGCGGCUACCACGGAGGCAGGGGCGGAUCCAAGAAAGUCAUUUGGGGGGCGAAAAUAUUUUUGGGGGUUCAAAAUACUUUUUGGAAGAGCAAAAAUUAUUUUUCAUAUAUAUCUACUACGGUCCGCCCCUGCAUGGAGGUGCUGGCAGGUGGCUUCAAAGGAAUAUUAUUAAGGUAAUAAAUGUAUGAUUAAAUAGAAGAAAUAAAUGACUUUUAGUUGUAAAUUACUAUUCACCAGAUGGUAAAACUAGUACAAUAACAUCUAGCAAUUUUGAUGCCA